Molecule: messenger RNA, 2010 nt
Organism: Zygosaccharomyces rouxii
Lineage: Eukaryota; Fungi; Ascomycota; Saccharomycetes; Saccharomycetales; Saccharomycetaceae
Gene: MPS3
Product: Mps3p
Exons: 1
Coding region: 1-2010 (669 amino acids)
Biological process (GO): nuclear envelope organization
Cellular component (GO): meiotic nuclear membrane microtubule tethering complex; nuclear envelope
Molecular function (GO): protein-membrane adaptor activity
Source: RefSeq, a predicted model, not a curated record
AUGGAUAAAGACUAUUCUGAAGAUUAUCUGUACAACAAGUCCCUUUCCUCUGCCUAUAGGGAUUUGCUAAUGAAACAAAUGGGACGUCAAAAUAAUUCGAUGGCGGUUGAAGGUGAUGGGUCUGAAGGGGAUUUAGAAGACAUGAGUAAUUACGAGGAGUACGACGUUGGUUUAGAUCAAAGGAAUAAAGAUGACAAUGAUCCAGAAGAUGAUAGUGAAUACUAUAGAAAAUUUAAGAAAUCGCUUGUACUUGAUGAUGAUGAAGGAGUAUCAGAGAUGGAUGAUGCAUGGCUUGAUGAUAACAGUACUGUUGAUGGAGACUAUACCGAUGAGGCUGAUAGAAGUUUUUACGAUGGUGACCAUCAGACUGAAGAAGGAGUAGAUAACGAUGAUGAUGAUGAUGAUGAUGAAGAUGAUGAAGAUCUAGAAGAUGAUGAAGAGGAAUAUCUGGAAGAUGAAGAGGAGCACAUGGCUAAUAGGUAUAGCAUACGGAGAUUAAUUUGUUGGAUUACUUUGGGGAUGGUGUUAUUCUUUGCCAGUCCACUGGCAAGCUCAGGUUUAAAACUGCUGGGAAGUAGCACUACACCUAUUGCGGGGACACCAACUGGUACAACUAGCUUACAAAGACAAAUCAAUCAUCUAUAUAAUGAAUUGGAUCACAGAGAUGACAGGUAUAAAAGUGAUUUUGAUAAAACUAUUAAAGUGGUAAUAUCCCAAUUUGAGAAGAAUAUCAAGAAAUUGCUACCUUCAAAUUUUAACUAUCUGCAAACUCAAUUGGAAUCUCUGACCAACAGAGUUAAUAAUAUCAGCAUAGCACUUUCACGAAGUGUAUAUCCCCAGUUUUCCAUGGAUAAUGUCACUGAGUGGCAACAACAAUUAGUACGUGAAUUGGAAGCUCAGCUACCGCAAGAAAUUCCUGUCGUAGUUGACAAUACUUCAUCAGUGCUUGUAAUUCCUGAACUACACAACUAUCUGACACGAUUAACAUCUAGUUUGAUUGAAAAUUCACAUCCAUUGGAACAGCCACUGGAGUAUGAUCUGAGUCUUUACGUCAAAGAAAUUUUGGCAAACCAAUUCCAAUAUGUGGACAAGGAUUUCUUUAUCAAGGAAUUGAACAGGAAACUACAACUGAAUAAGCAAGAAAUCUGGCAGGAGAUGGCAGGUAAAUUUGAUCAGUGGAAAAUGGAAAAUAAUCCUAAUAAUGGAGUUCCCCAACAAUAUUCCACCAUUCUUUUGAAAAAACUAAUUAAUCAAAUCUACAACAGUAACCAACACCAAUGGGAGGAUGAUUUAGAUUUUGCGACUUUCUCUCAAGGCACAAAACUAUUGAAUCACUUGACUUCAUCUACUUUAAAACAAGGCAAUGGAGUCAAUCCAAUGGAAUUAUUACAGGAAUCUAAAUACGGGCCUUCCACCUAUUGGCAGUGUGCUAGUCCCAAAGGUUGCUCUUGGGCAAUAAGGUUCAAAGAACCUGUUUAUUUGACAAGAUUGUUUUACUCGCACGGUCGUUUCAGAAACAAUCUUCAAAUGAUGAACUCCGCCCCCAAGACCAUCUCCGUUUACGUAAGAUUAGCCACUGGUGACGCUUCCAAAAAGUUGCUUGGACUCGCCUCUUCUUUUAAGAUGGGUACAAGGUUCGCUGGUGAUAACCAGCACAUUCUAAUCGGUCAAUACAACUACAGACUCACAGAUAAUAGGAUAAGACAACCACUGCCUCUACCGACCUGGUUCAUCCAACUAAAACCUUUAGUGAGGUCUGUCGUUUUCCAGGUUGAUGAAAACCAUGGCAACAAACAAUUUACCUCUUUACGCAAAUUUAUCGUCAAUGCUGUAACACAACAGGAUUUACAAAUAAUGGAAUCCAAUGCCUUUCCCUUAAUAUCUAAUGAUCCAGAGUACGCCUCGUCGUCAACUUCGGCGCCUCAAAUCGAAGAUAAGCCCCGUGUGGCUAUUGCACAUGACAAUGACCAAGGUAUCCCAUCGUUUGGUCAAGACGAACUUGAUGAAUGA